Molecule: messenger RNA, 881 nt
Organism: Dioscorea cayenensis subsp. rotundata (Guinea yam)
Lineage: Eukaryota; Viridiplantae; Streptophyta; Magnoliopsida; Dioscoreales; Dioscoreaceae
Exons: 1
Coding region: 37-597 (186 amino acids)
Source: RefSeq, a predicted model, not a curated record
ACUACUCUCACUAGCUAGACAUCUUUAAUUGUUGCAAUGGAGAAGCCUCAGAGAUCUCAGCUUUUGAGGACACUUCUCCUUCUCCUUCUUCUCACCAUCACUCCUUCAAUACCUGAUUCAUUUAGGCCAUCCUAUCUAUACUUCCUUUUCAACAUCUUCGUUGUUGCAUUAGGUAUUGAAGCUGGCCUUCUCAGUGCUAUCUCUGGUCCAUUACAUGACCAGCAGAAGCCUAGCAAUGAAGUUAGUUUAAUUAAUAUUUCAACUAAAAAUCAAGUUGUGCAACAAGAGGUUAUAAAACAGGUGGAAAAGCCUGCAGUACUAACGGCUGAGAAGGUACUUACAGUUGCUAGAAUUCAUAGAGUUAAGAAGAGCACAUCAACACCGAGCCUGUUUUUCAUCGGCGGCGGUGAUGUCGAAGCUCAUCAGUUUGUCGACUACUACGAGGAGACAGAGGAAGAAGAUGAAGCUGAUCAUGACAGUGCACAGGAGCUGUUUGCCAAGGCUGAGAUGUUCAUUGGAAACUUUUACAAGCAGUUGAAGAUGCAGAGAGAGGAGUCAUGGAAGAAGAUACAUGGUUUAUAUCACAAGCCUUUCUAAUUAACUUUCAUAUAUAUAUAUAUACAUAUUAUUAAUUGUGGGAUAUUAUGCUUAUUUGGAACAACAUUAAAUAACAUUGAGUCCAUUGAUUGUAAUUUGAUCAGGAAGAGUUAUGAGGAGGCAAACUGUUUUUGUUUGCUAGGUCUCCAAUAAUUCUUUUCUUUAGUUCAAAUGUUGCAGCAUUAAUGUAUAUAUAGUUUAGUUUCAUGUUAUAUAUAUAUAUAUAUAUAUUAUGAACAAAUAAAAGGUAUUUGGUGAUCAGGGUGAAGCCUAUAUAUAGUGUU